Marasmius oreades (fairy-ring Marasmius) is the source of this 573-nucleotide messenger RNA. RefSeq lists its product as uncharacterized. NCBI's taxonomy places the organism in Eukaryota, Fungi, Basidiomycota, Agaricomycetes, Agaricales, Marasmiaceae. Bases 1 to 573 code for a protein of 190 amino acids. The transcript has 7 exons. The record is from RefSeq and is a predicted model, not a curated record.
AUGCGUUUCUCUAUCGCCACUGCUAUUGCGCUCUCCUCCGCCGCGGGCACUCUAGCCAAGACUGUUUCCAUCAACGUUGGAGUCGGCGGGCUAAACUUUGACCCUACGAACGCUACGGACGUUCAGAAGGACGAUGUCCUUCAGUUCAAUUUUGUCUCCAACAAUCACUCCGUUGUGCAAUCAACUUUCACAGACCCAUGUACUCAGAAAGAGAACGGAAUCAAUUCUGGGUUCCAGAACAUCGAGGAUCCCAAUAAGCCUUUCGUGUGGAAUGUGACUGUGAAUGAUACCACACCGUUGUGGUUCUUCUGCAGCCAGACCAUCCCUAAGAGCCACUGUACAAAUGGAAUGGUACUUGCGAUCAACCCCACGGUAGAUUCAACAUUCGUUACGUUCAAGAACAAAGCCACCAAUGGCUCCACCUCCACCAGCGGCACGGGUACAAGUGGCGCUCCAAGUCCUAACAACACUUCAGGGGGCGGUUCAGGCAACGGUGCCUUCAGUCAUUCCGCUGGCAUGAAUGCGUUCAGCCUUCUCUCUGUGGUUGGAAUCGCCUUUGGGCUGAUGUUGUAA